This is a messenger RNA of Drosophila kikkawai, 323 nucleotides long. Its product is annotated as male-specific sperm protein Mst84Db. Lineage: Eukaryota; Metazoa; Arthropoda; Insecta; Diptera; Drosophilidae. The record is from RefSeq and is a predicted model, not a curated record.
ACAGCGACUUUGCUCUGGGCUUGUUCGCCCAUUUCAGUUUGCUUUCCAUUUCGGCCCCAAACACUCGAUUUUCUGUCCAGCUCCAGGCAAUAACUAACCCGAAAAGGGGAUAAAAAAGAAACCUGCCAACAGAAAAACUACACCAAGAUGUGCGGCGGCUGGGCCUGUGCCUCCUACCAAAUAGCCUGCUGCAAUCCGCGGCUCUCAACACUGCGCUACACCGGUCGCUGCUUCACGCCGACUCCCUGUGGUCCCUGCGACGACUGCUCGGCCUGCGGGGGUUGCUGCGGCGGAUGCUGCAACGGUUGCGGAUGGUAGACAGG